AUGUUGUCUAAACUUUGCGAGUUGGACUUCGAUGAGUUCCUGGAGCGAUUUAUGCCGGGUCCAGAUAUGCCACCCGAGUUGGUGGUCGAGGUGCCUGUUGUGAACAGUGUGGUACUCUUGGGGACGAACGAAUCCGACAUCUGUGACGAACUGUGCAAGGUUGCCCAACCCGUUUUUGAUCGUUUCCCUCAUGGAGACAAACUGGUGGCAAAGAACAUGAACCACAAUCCUGAUGACAGCGAUUGCGAUGACUAUGGCGAGCAGUUGAAGGUCGACGUUUCAUUCUACCCAGUUGACGACGAUGCGAAGUGUGACUACACAUGCCCUGGGUUGAAACGCUCGCGUGCGGCCACGCGCUGGGCCUGGAUAUCAUUGCUCGUGGAGAUCAAGACGACUCACAAGUACUGUGCAUUCGAGUUCGAGGAAAAGAAACUCGAGAAGAAGGACAACGGACGCAAUGCCGAACAUCGUGAUGGCCUUCAGGAAUCUGCUGCGGUAGACAAGGACCAGGGGCGCGCUGCCGACGACGGUGGCCCGCCGACGCCGAAGCCUUUUGUUCGUACUGGCGAAGCGGCAGAAAGAGCGCUCGGGCGGAUGGGCAAGUACAUCGCGAAGCUGUUCAGGCGGCAGCACCGGCUGCACAUCUCCACCCUAUAUGUCUUCAAGGGACAGGUUCGUGUUCUUCGCUCGGACCGAGCCGGUACUAUCGUCUCGACGCCAGUCAACUUCCAGGCGGAUCCAUCGUUGCUGCACAAGGUCCUGUGGCGAUAUGCUUGCAUGAAUCAAGUAGAGCGUGGCUUCGAUCCGACAGUGACCAGGGCGACGGUCGACGAGAUAGAAGCCAUGAGAUCCUGUCCAGCGAUGAACAAUGCGGCCGGGGCCUACCGCGACGCCGCUCUGGAUCAGCCCGGAUGGCCAGUCUACAAGAUAACGAUGCGACACGGAGACUUGAUCGACCAGCAGAGCAUGCAACCGAUCGCUGAUGAAUUCUACGAACCCGAAAAACUGAGCAUACCGGAGGAUCGUGUGGGGACUUCGGACGAGGUGUGCUUCAUCGUCGGUAAGCGUCGUUCUGCCACGAAUUCCCCGGCCGGGCGAGGUAUGAGAGGCUACAUCGCCUACGACGUGUCGCGUCGACGGCUGGUCUUUUUGAAAGACCACUGGCGACCGUGUAUCAAGAGCUCGCUGUUCGAGGGAGAGGUGUUGCAGUCGAUGAGAAGCACCGGUGUGCAAUACGUUCCAACGCCUCUGGCUGCCGGGAUCGUGCAGGAUGAGAUGGGCGUCCAGGAGACGUGUACACAGGAUUUCUUGCCGGUGGAUGAGAGGACGGGGUGUUAUGCGCCGAGGCAAGAGCACUAUCGUCUCGUCGUGAAGGAGAUUGGUGAACCACUUGAAGAACACAAAAGUCCAUACGAACUCGUCAAGACGAUCUGGCAUGCACUCUACGGGCACAGACAGGCAUGGGAGCUGAAUGAACUUCUUCAUAGAGACAUCAGUGCCGGCAACAUUCUCAUCUUCCGAUACAUCGACAAGAACGGUGGAAAGCAGUCUAUAGGCAUCCUCAUUGACUGGGACCUAUGCAAGGAUAAGAAGUAUCUUGAGUCGGUGUUACGUCCAUCUCGCGCGGGUACAUGGCAGUUCAUGUCUGCCCGGCUACUCCGCAACCCGGGGGAGAAACACGAGAUCGCCGAUGAUCUAGAAUCAUCCAUUCAUGUUCUCCAUUGGAUGCUAUUCCGCUUCGUCGAGCACAGCUUGACGGACUCACCGGAUCUUCUCUUGUCGCGUAUACUGAGCGUAUACGAGGAGAAGGGUGUUGCAAAGGGUGACGAGAGAAAAAGUGACCUCGGUGGAGCGACCAAGCGAACUGUAUUGCGCAGCGGGAAUCCGAUCAUCGAAUUGAAGAAUCCAAACACUUCACUGGGCAGACUUCUCCAACGCCUCGCUACACUUUGCCAACAACACUACUACGCGGUUGAGCCUGUCAUCAGCUCCAAGUCCAAGUCGAGCAGUGCCCUGGCAGGAGCCCGACCGGUUUCCCAUGAAGCACUGCCCAACUUGAGGAACCGUUUCAACAACGACAUUGUGCGAAAUAGGACGCUGGCGAAACCUGAAGUCGAUGCAUACGAAGCGCUUUCGAAUCACGUGGAGGUGUUCGGAGCUUUGUGGGAUGCUCUCUGCGAGCCAUCGGAGGAGUGGGCGAAAGUCACUCGAACCGACGAUCAAUUCAAGGAGCCUGAGUUCGAGUGUUCCGCCGUUACUCAGCGCAGCGCAGCGCAGUCCAGCCAGCGGUCGUCGGCUUCGAAGCGGUCUCUCGAGGGAAAAUCGGUCGACUCGGAACGACCUGGGCCCGCCAAACGAGCGAGGAGUACGACGACGGACCUUCAGUCGUUGCAGGAAAUACGGGAGGAGUAAUGAUGUCUUGCUGUGUUUGUUGCGUUUCGCACUUUCCCUGUAUUUCACUGAGGACUGCAUCGUGUGCAGACACUCCGGACGAGUGUGUCUGCGUAGAUUUCCUUAUCGUUCUUGUUUGUAAUAUGCUCAUACG
Rhodofomes roseus is the source of this 2545-nucleotide messenger RNA. RefSeq lists its product as uncharacterized. Lineage: Eukaryota; Fungi; Basidiomycota; Agaricomycetes; Polyporales; Fomitopsidaceae. Gene Ontology annotation, molecular function: protein kinase activity. Bases 1 to 2412 code for a protein of 803 amino acids. Gene Ontology annotation, biological process: protein phosphorylation. The transcript is spliced from 4 exons. The record is from RefSeq and is a predicted model, not a curated record.